Molecule: messenger RNA, 2762 nt
Organism: Brassica oleracea var. oleracea
Lineage: Eukaryota; Viridiplantae; Streptophyta; Magnoliopsida; Brassicales; Brassicaceae
Product: U-box domain-containing protein 32
Exons: 10
Coding region: 235-2631 (798 amino acids)
Biological process (GO): protein phosphorylation; protein ubiquitination
Molecular function (GO): protein kinase activity; ATP binding; ubiquitin-protein transferase activity
Source: RefSeq, a predicted model, not a curated record
CAGUGGUGGUAGGAGAGACUAUUCAUCGAGAAGGGUGGCCACUUUCUUUUCUUUUCUUUUCUUUUUUUCUUAUCUUCCAAAUUCCAAUUAGGUAAAAUCGGUGGACUCAUAACCGAGUCAGCGACUCAACCCGUCCCCAUAAAACGAUUCCAAUUCGAGGAAUCUCCACUUUUCGUUAUAUAAAGCAACUUUCUAUUAAGGAAUCCUUGUAAAUCGAGAGAAAGAGGGGAAAAGAUGGGGACUAUCGGUGGAGACGAACUAGGUUUAGAUGUGGAUGAGACGAUCUUCGUCGCGGUGGCGGAAGAUGUGGAGAGGAGCAAAACGACGCUAUUGUGGGCGGCGCGAAACUUCUCCGGCAAAAAGAUUUGCUUGCUUUAUGUUCAUCGCCCUGCUCCGCCUGCCUCCUGGACGCACAAGAAACUUGCUGGUGGUACCUUUAGGAAACAUGCUGUCAAGGUGAUUGAGCGUGUUGAUAAACAAAAAGUGGACGAGCUUAUGGAUUCUUAUCUACGCCUUUUAUCUAAAACUGAGGUUCAAACAGAUAAACUUUGCAUUGCGGGACAAAAUAUCGAGGAAGGUAUCGUAGACCUGAUUGCUCGACACAAUAUUAAGUGGUUCGUAAUGGGAGCUGCAUCAGAUAAACACUACUCAUGGAGAAUGACGGAUUUGAAGUCCAAGAAAGCCAUAUUCGUUUGCAAAAAUGCUCCUGAUUCCUGUCAUAUUUGGUUUCUGUGCAAAGGUUACCUCAUCUUUACAAGGACAGCAAAUGACCAUAGUAGUAACACACAAACAAUGCCUCCCCUAGAACAGCUGGAUUCGGAUACUGAGACAAGGAGAUCAGAAAAACUGGAAUCCUCUUAUAUGAGGCGAAGGUUAAGAUAUUGGCGCAGCCUACUUGAACAAGAUGGUGAGAAAGAAACAGGUCAACUGGAGAGAGAAAAGGUAGACCCAAGUCCAACUACUCAUUCAUCUUCAGGUUCGGGUUCUUCCUUUGGAGAGCCGGCUAGCCCGGAUUUAGUUGGCUCAGAUAAGUUAACUCCCUCAAAUGUCCAGGAGAGGAAACGUGAAGGGAAUGUAGCGCGCGAAGUUCAUAGGUAUGAUAAAGCCAUGCAUGAUAUCAGCCAAUCAGAGAGAACUGUAUAUGGAGAAGGUCGGAACGGAUGGAAAGAGGAUGACAGUACCAUGGAGGCUUUAUGCAAGGCAAAAGCCUUAGACGGCUUAUGCAGUAAGGAGUUGAGUCGAAGAAAGAAAUUAGAGGAAUUGCUAGAGAAAGAAAAGGAUGAAGUAAAGACGGUAAUAGAGCAGAACAAUGGAUUCAUGAGAAAGCUUCAGAUAGUUCAGGGUGAUAAUCUUAGGUUGGAGAGCCAGAUAACGAAACUACAAGACCUGGAAAAAGAACACGGUGAGAAAUUUGAUACUGCUAUGGAACUCUUGAAAAGCUUCAGGCAGAAAAGGGAUGAGAUCCGGAUCGAUCACGAGAACGCGAUAAAGGAAGUAAACGCAUUGAAGAGAUUGAUAAAAGGAAAGUCUGUGGAGUCUUCAGGUUCAGAAAUGCUCGACUAUUCUUUCAUGGAAAUCAAUGAAGCUACUAACGAGUUUGAUCCAUCCUGGAAGCUUGGAGAAGGCAAAUACGGAAGUGUGUACAAAGGGAAUCUUCAAAAUCUUCAAGUUGCUGUGAAGAUGUUGCCAUCAUAUGGCUCCCAGAAUCACUUUGAGUUUGAGCGUAAGGUGGAGAUUUUAAGGAGAGUAAGGCAUCCACAUCUGGUGACAAUAAUGGGUACUUGUCCAGAGUCUCGGUCUGUUAUUUAUCAGUAUGUUCCUAACGGAAGCCUCGAAGACUGCUUUUCAUCUACAAACAACGUUCCUGCCCUUCCAUGGGAGUCUCGGAUCAGGAUUGCCUCUGAGAUAUGCUCUGCACUCCAGUUUCUUCACUCAAACGUUCCUUGCAUCAUUCAUGGAAACCUAAAACCGUCCAAGAUUCUCCUAGACUCCAGUCUCGUCACCAAGAUUAGCGACUACGGGAUCUCUCAGCUGAUCCCUGUCAAUGGAAUCGACAAAUCUGAUCCUCACGUGGAUCCACAUUACUUUGUUUCCGGCGAAAUGACGCUGGAGUCAGACGUAUACUCGUUUGGAAUGAUUCUCCUUCAGCUUCUCACCAGAAGACCUCUCUCCGGCGUUCUGAGAGACGUCAAAUGUGCUGUGGAGAAUGAUAACAUCAGCGCGGUGCUGGAUAAUUCAGGAGGAGAUUGGCCAAUAGCACGAGGGAAAAAGCUAGCUAAUAUAGCCAUCCGUUGCUGUAAGAGAAACCCAUUGAAUCGACCAGACUUGGCCAUUGUUCUAAGGAAUAUAGAUCGAAUGAAAGCUCCUUUAUCGGAACAGUCUUCAUACAAUUCCAGCCAAAAACCUCCACGCAAGCCUCCUUCUCAUUACUUAUGCCCUAUUUUCCAGGAAGUGAUGAAAGAUCCUUUGAUAGCAGCAGAUGGAUUUACUUAUGAAGCGGAAGCAAUAAGGGAAUGGUUAGCGAAUGGGCACGAUACGUCGCCGAUGACAAACCUGAAGAUGGAAGAUUGCAAUCUCAUACCUAAUCACGCUCUUCAUCUUGCUAUUCAAGAUUGGCAUAACCAGUGGUGAUUACAUUUACUUUUGCCUCAAACUCGCAAUUCUUUUUAGAUGUGUCACUUUGUAAAGUAUGGAGAAAUAUAUAAAGCCCACAUAUAUAUUACAUAUCUGGCCAGUUUAUAAUUCGAAAUGAAAGUUUACUU